Punica granatum (pomegranate) is the source of this 890-nucleotide messenger RNA. NCBI's taxonomy places the organism in Eukaryota, Viridiplantae, Streptophyta, Magnoliopsida, Myrtales, Lythraceae. The record is from RefSeq and is a predicted model, not a curated record.
GCCGUACGGCUCCAGAGAGAACCACUGUGCAGUCCUCUCCUACUUCUCGGAGUUGUUCUGUAGCCAUGAACUCCGGUCCCAAGCAGCCCUUCUUCCGCUUCAAGCUGCCAUGGGAUUCCCCUCAGAACCCCACCAAGAUGAUGCCCAGCACCUGCGAUUUCGACACCCCAUGGAUGUUCAAGUCCCUGCAGAGCAUGGGUUCCCUCGCUUUCAAUUUCUUCAACAACUCCGUCUCGAAAUCCAGGCUUUUAGCCGCCUGCUCCGGAGAUGCGGCUCCGAGGUCGAAGUCAAAGAGGCUGAGCCCCGGAGAGCAGGGAGAGGCGGAGCAGAGGGCGUUCGCCUCGGCCCUGGCUAGUCAGAAGGAGGCGACGGUGUUAGAGUUCUACUCUCCCAAGUGCAAGCUUUGCAAUUCGCUGCUGAACUUCGUGCUGGAGAUGGAGGGGAGGAACAAGGAAUGGCUUAACAUCGUCAUGGCCGACGCCGAGAACGAGAUGUGGCUCCCCGAGCUCCUACACUAUGACAUAAGAUACGUCCCAUGCUUUGUGAUCCUGGACAAGCAAGGGAGAGCACUUGCGAAGACUGGAGUUCCGACCAGCCGAUUACAUGUAAUAGCUGGUCUGUCUCACCUUCUCAGAUUGAAGCGUCCGUAGAAGUAUUAGUCAUCAACAGCAUUCCCAAGAGAAGCAAGGGUCGAGACACCAUUGAUUAUGUUAGAUUGUAACUACGAACUUGUUUAUGUACAUAAGGAGAUCUUGGGGCGGCCUUGUCUCGCGUAAGCUCUUUGUUCAUGGAAAAGCCUGAAAGACAGCUUAUAGACAAGUCCCAGAUAUCAUGACUUGUUCUGUUUUCAAGCUACAGUUGAAAAUGAAAUUUGUGGGUUCUUGAAUCAU